UCCCACGAGGAGGAAGAAGACAAAAUAAGAACAACUCGUUUGUUAGCUUGUUUUCAGAGCAGCAGUUUAUUGUUUUUAAUUCGAAGGUGAAAAUGAACAGAGUGAAUACUUCUGAAGAGUUUGACUCGUAUGAGAUCGAAGAGCCGAGUGAUGAAGAGAGAGCACAAAGCAGCUCGGAGGACGAGCUGGACGUGCUGCUUCAUGGAACGCCGGACCAGAAGAAGAAGCUGAUCAGAGAAUACCUGACGGGGGAGAGCGAGUCUUCGAGCGGAGACGAGUUUGAGAGGGAGAUGGAGGCAGAGCUUAGCUCCACCAUGAAGACCAUGGAGGGUGCAUGGGGGGCAUCAGCAGCAGGAACAUCAGGUGGUGGGGUCGGAGUUCCUCAGACCUACGAUAAGGUCUAUUUUGACUCUGACUCAGAGGACGAUGACACACAAACAGGGAGCUCCAGCAACCUAAGGCGCACACAGCAGCUCAUACCGACCAAUGACGAGCUGCUCUAUGAUCCUGACAAGGAUGACCGGGACCAGGCCUGGGUGGAUGCCCGCAGGAGGCAGUACAACUACAGGAAACCACAAGGGGGGGCACCUGGGUCACAGCACCGCCCACCUCAGGGUCUCCCCAACAGCGACGCCAUUCUUAACUGUCCCGCCUGUAUGACAACACUCUGCCUGGACUGUCAGAGGCAUGAGACGUACCGGACUCAGUACCGGGCCAUGUUUGUCAUGAACUGCACUGUGAAGAGUGAAGAGGUUUUACACUACAAAGCCCAACCACCCACUAAACAGCGUAACAGACGCAAGAGACAAGGUUCCAACAGAAUGGAGGCCAAUGACCUUCCAGAGCCAGCGGUAGCUGGAAUGGACAUGGAUGAGGUUUACCACCCGGUGCAGUGCUCCGAGUGCGCCACAGAGGUCGCCGUAUUUGAUAAAGACGAGGUCUACCACUUCUUCAACAUCCUGGCCAGUCACUGCUGAGGGGUUGAGCACAUUCUCUUCUGAUGAGAAGUACUGGUUCUUUCCAGUGUCUGUGGCACCACAGCGCCACCUGCUGAACUGAACUGAACAUUUCCACCACAAAAGGAACUGUAAGAAAAAACAUCUGAUUGGUUCCUUUUUAACAUGAUGAUGAUGAUGAUGUUGCAGUUCCUGCUGUUGGGUUCUGCUUUUGAUCAAGAACCAUUUUUGGGGGGGGGGAUUUUACUCAAAACCUCCUUAAUGCAGAUAUCAACCACAAAGAAAAAUGGACAUGAGGUGGUGCUGCCAUCACCGGAAUGUGAGAGAACCACAGAAAGUUCCUGUCAGUCAAAAAUUCACCAAGAAACCAAAAAGGAAAAUCUAUUUUAAAAAUCAUCAGUCAGACUGAGUGUUCCGACUCCGGUGCUGGUUCUGGAGUCGUCCUGUCAGAGAGUAAAACUGUUUGGACUCAGACUUGAGCGCGGGUUUAUUUUUCACAGCUGAGACGGAAUAAAUGUGUCAGAAAUGGCUUUUCAAGUGCAAAUAACUGAUAAACUAUUUACAAAAUCUAUCCAGUUGUGUUUUUUCAGCUGCUGGAACUGGAUUUGAGCUUUCAGACUGUUUACAUUAGAAAUAAUCUGCUUCUGCCCCCAAAAAAUGUAAUCAAAUACUUUAAAA
Molecule: messenger RNA, 1634 nt
Organism: Thalassophryne amazonica
Lineage: Eukaryota; Metazoa; Chordata; Actinopteri; Batrachoidiformes; Batrachoididae
Gene: eapp
Product: e2f-associated phosphoprotein
Exons: 6
Coding region: 93-977 (294 amino acids)
Biological process (GO): positive regulation of cell population proliferation
Cellular component (GO): nucleus
Source: RefSeq, a predicted model, not a curated record